Messenger RNA from Cydia pomonella (codling moth), 3517 nucleotides. Its product is annotated as GATA zinc finger domain-containing protein 14-like. Lineage: Eukaryota; Metazoa; Arthropoda; Insecta; Lepidoptera; Tortricidae. The transcript is spliced from 9 exons. The record is from RefSeq and is a predicted model, not a curated record. The coding region runs from base 117 to 3221 and encodes 1034 amino acids.
ACUACAAGUGUCAGUAAAAAAAAAACAAUCUGUUAUUUUGAAUCGGGCGUUUGCUUCGCUGCGAUGAUUGUGUUUUGAUACUAUUUUAAUACGCUUUUUGUCAUAAAUAAGUGAAAAUGUUCGGGAAAUCUAAGAAAACUGUGUCUGUGGCAUAUAAGGAAAAGCUUCUAGCAGAAAUCGCUCACUAUGAGAAACGAAUAGAAGAGGCGUUGAACAAGCGGAAGCAAAAUUUCUUCGAAGACGAAAGCUUUGAAGAUGUGAAGAAUCCAUACAAGUUCAAGAUCCAACCGUCUCAGUAUGAGCUGAAGCAGCAGGAAGCCAGCUUGAACGAACAAGUCAGGAUGACGCUGGAACUUUCAAAGUUGACCAUCAUGCAGUCCGAGGUUAAUGUUAUGGUCACACCUCCGGAAGUCAGGAAACCAGUGCAAGAGGAUGGCGUUUGGCACGAGGUGGCGGCGGAGUGCAAGAUUGACCUAGUCUCUUUCACUAUCAUGUUUUAUGCUCAUAAGCCGCACCGCAAAUUCGCGCCGACCCGCUACAGAAACCUGGCAGUAACGUUGCUAAAGCCAGCUCAUCAGUUAGAGCUAACACAGAGCAUACUACCAAAGCUUCAACUACCCAACCUCGCUCUGCAGGUGUUAAAGAGCUACGCGACAGCAGCCCGUUCCCGUCGCACCACGCUGCUGGACUUGGCCGAGAGAUAUGCCGACAAACUGAACAUGCAAGCCAUGCCAGAAGGCGGGUACUGCGUUCGAUUCCUGGACCUUCUCCAACUGGACUGGACGCUAGAGAACUUGUGGUCUCCCAUUGUGCCUUUUUGUCACCGUAUGAAGUUCGAGGUGGAGUACAUGCCGAAAGACUACAUUAGCGCCAUCAGCAAACUCUACAAGCAGUUUAAAGACCCAUCAUUAGAGACCUCAGAACGAACCUCUAUACUGUCCAAGAUCUUUGACAUCUGCCUGCAAGCUGCUGGACCAGCCAGAGAGAUGCAGGAGAGCUUCGAAUCAGACCCUGAAACCACUGGUCGCCUCCACGAGCGUCGCACAACAAUCGAUCAAGAACCGGACGUGCCGAACGUGGAAAAAUCACCGAAAAAACCUUCUGGCAAAGAGAAUAAGCCCCAAAAUCGCAAAACUGACAUGGCGCCGCCUAAAACUAUUCCUAAGAAGGCUAAAAAGAGUAAACCAUAUCAGGAUAAUACAGAUGAUAGUCGGAAAAGCGUUAAAAGAACUACUCAGAGUGAUAAUAGGUAUGACGCGAAAAGAUCAAGAAUUGAUGAUAGUGAUAAUAACACGAGUAAAGCUGGAUUGAAAGGUGGUAGUACUAUUCAAGAUAAAGUUGAACCAGCAGUUGCUACUUCAGAAGUUCAAAAAAGAAAUGACAAACAACUUGUCAGUACAGAGAAAGACGUUGGCUCGGAAAUUAAUGGACAGAAAAAGAUAUCUGGUAAAACGACGACAAAAACUGUGAAAGAAACUGCAAAAGUUAUAGUUCGUCCUGAGAGUGAUGCCGCGAAAAAGGGAGACAGCAACAUUAUUCAGUCUAAAACUUCUAGUAACACCGAAGUUGUUGGUAUUCAAAAUACCAAUGAGAAUAAAGAUGAUGGUUCAAAGAAUAGCAGUGAGGUUCGUUCAAAAAUUACCAAGAAAAGGGUCGAGAAAAAUAAUGACAAAAAUGUUAAUUCUAAAGAUUCGAAAACAGGUAACGCUGGAAGAUCUGAAAAAGAAACUGAAAACACAGAAAAGACACAAAAUGAUAAAACUGUGAACAAGAAUAUUGUUAAGCAAAAAGAGAAGGCUGUAAUAGAAAGGGAUAACUUAAACCCGAAGAAAGAUACAGAGAACUCUACAAAUGUUAAACCUACUGUUAAAAAUACUGUCAAGUCUAAAGAUAAGAAUAAGGAAAACAAUACUUUAAGCUCAACAAAUUCAGAAACUACAACAACUACUAAGAACGACAGUAAGAAAGUGGUCAGUUCCAAAAACGAUGACAAUAUUGGGAGUUCAAAACGCGUAACGAAAAAUUCUGAAAAUGCUGAAGAUGUUACCUCGAAAAUCAAAAAUACUUUAAAUGGUGUUGGUAUUUCUAAAAGAGCUACAUACACCAAGGACGAUAAUACACAAGAAAAUGUAAGUAAUAAGAAAAAUAUGAAUAACAAGGAAACUGUUAGUAGAGCAAUUUCUAAAUCAGCAGCAUCACCAGCAAAAGAUAAACCAGUACCAAGAAACAUCAAAGAUAAUGAAGAAAACGGAGUUCCCAAGAAGGUUACUAAAAAUGCUGAUAAAGAUACAAAUUUAGAGGGUGCAGCCGGUAAGACAGGAUCAGAGAAAACUAAAACUAAUGUUCUUAAAAAAUCUAAAGGCAACGCAACAAAGCCAAAUGAUGUGAAAAAUGGUGAGAUCAAUAACAAAGAUGUUACGAAAGGCAAUAAUGAUAAAAAUACAAAAAUAUCUAGCGAAGUAUCUGAAAGCAGAGUUGUUAAAGAAAAGCAGGCAGAAAGUGCUAAAAUUACUACUAAAGACAAUACAGAUAAAGAAAACUGUCAGGCAGGAGAGAAAAGAAAAAAUAAUCCUAAGACCACUGAGCAGAAAACUGGUCAAGAUAAUAAUAAAAUGACAGUCAAUAAAACUUUUACAAAAACAAUAAGAAAUGAUGAACAAAGCGAGAAAACUGAUGACGUCGUAGCAAAGAAAAGUAAAACUACAGAACCAGUAACUAAGAACGUAAAAAAUAACAAUGAACAGCCUAAGAAAUCUACUGCUGAUACAGAAAAUUCUAAAAACAAUCCUAACGCAACCGUAAACACAAGAAUUUUAAAAGAAAAACCAAAUCGCAAUGAAACAUUACAAAAAGCUGUCGGAAAUAACAGAAUUAUUCAAAACAAUACAAAUAAAACAAACCAGAAAAUAAAUAACAUGCCUAAUGUGAUUAAAUCUAAAAUCCUACCUAUAUCAAAACUGACAGAAGAAAAACAGAUAAAAAUCGCAGAUAAGUUAAAAACUAAGAUACCAAUGAUGAAAAACAAAAUGAAGUUUUCUUCACUAAGUAACAAACUAGGAAUGAACAAUGCAGGUAAAAAUAGUAACGCGGAGGAAAAGAUUAAGAUUUCACAGAAGAGUCUGCCCGUUUUCAAGAAAGUCGCAAAAAAUCUACCCACCAGACACAGCCCAAGAAAACUGCCAACGUUCAAGCCGGCGUCCAAAGGGUUUUCAAACAAGUAAACAAUAAUUCAGGGGCAUUUUGAUGACAUUAAGGAUAGACAAAAAUGUAAAUAAACAAGCAUGAUUGUAAAUUCUGUUGUUCAAUAAGUCUUCCUAGCGUUUGCCUCGGCUUAUUGCCACGGGAGCCUGGGGUCCGCUUGGCAACUAAUCCCAAGCAUAGAGAAAUAAGAAGUAAUAAGAGUGCUCACUCCAUACAUUAGUUUUGGUACCAAAAUUAUUAUUAUAGACGCAGUCGACAUCUAGCAUCGAGUAGUGUAAGCGUAGGAGUUGAAAAUAGAGUUCCGGUUAUUCUAGUU